Molecule: messenger RNA, 474 nt
Organism: Hibiscus syriacus
Lineage: Eukaryota; Viridiplantae; Streptophyta; Magnoliopsida; Malvales; Malvaceae
Exons: 3
Coding region: 1-474 (157 amino acids)
Source: RefSeq, a predicted model, not a curated record
AUGGGAUUUCAAGGCCCCGACUUUACCUGGAAUCAAGGACAUGUUUAUGCUCGUCUAGAUCGUGCUCUGUGUAAUUUUUAUUGGGACGAACAGUUCCCUGAGGCUUUUAUCGACCACCUCCUUUGGGUUCGUUUGGAUCACCGGCCGCUUCUUCUUUGUACGGAGCAGAAUUUCGGUCCUAGCUUAUCUGAUACUAUUACAAAUUUUUCGACGGCGACUGAUAUAUGGAACAGAACUGUCUUUGGUUAUAUUGGUGCUAAGAAGCGUACUAUCAUGGCUCGCCUAAGGGGAGGUCCAAACAACUCUUGGGAGGAACUGUUGUGGAAACAAAAAUCCCAAUCUGACUGGAUCACUAGUGGUGAUAGGAACACUGAAUUCUUCCACCAAAAGGCAAAGAUUCGUAAGUUUAAGAACAACAUAUCCUCGCUCAAACUUGCUGAUAAUGAAUGGUGCAAUGACGAGGAAAGACUCUAA